Molecule: messenger RNA, 1449 nt
Organism: Rotaria sp. Silwood2
Lineage: Eukaryota; Metazoa; Rotifera; Eurotatoria; Philodinida; Philodinidae
Source: the annotation of a GenBank genome assembly
AUGAAGCAAUAUUUUUUGUAUUCAUUUAUUGUAUUUAAUAUCAUAUUAACCUUAGUUCAUUGUCAAAAAGCUAAUGAACUUUAUCAUCAAUUAAUGUCAACUUAUAAUAAAAAUGUUCGUCCAGUAAGAAAUAAUUCAGAUCUUGUUAACGUCAAAAUUGGUCUUAAACUUAUACAAAUAGCUGAUGUUGAAUGGCAAGAUUUUAGUUUUAUAUGGUCACCGGAAGACUUUGACGGUGUAGAAUAUAUACAAGUUCCUAGUGAAUUAAUAUGGAAACCUGAUCUUGUUCUUUAUAAUAAUGCUGAUGGUGAUUAUCAAAUUACAACAAGAUCGAAAGCACAAGUUCGAUAUGAUGGAGUUGUACAAUGGAAUCCUCCAAUGGUUUUUAAAUCUUAUUGUUUUAUUAAUAUUCAAUAUUAUCCAUUUGACACACAAAAUUGUACACUUAAAUUUGGUACAUGGUCAUAUCAUGGUUCACUUGUUAAUUUACAAUUUUUAACUAAUAAUGAAUCUUCUAUUCUUGAACGUGGAUGGGAUCUUGAAGAUUAUACUCCAUCUAUUGAAUGGGAAAUUUUAAAUCUUCGAGCUAUUCGACAUGAAAAAUUAUAUGCAUGUUGUGUUGAAAUUUUUCUUGAUUUAACAUUUACAUGUACUGUCCGACGGAAACCGUUAUUUUACAUAGUUAAUUUAAUAGUACCAUGCGUUAAUAUAUCUGUUCUUGCUGUACUUGUGUUUCUUUUACCAUCGGAUAGCAAAAAGAAAAUAACAUUAUCUAUUUCUAUUCUUGUUGCUUUACUUGUAUUUUAUUUACUACUUAUUGAACUUAUUCCACCAACAUCAUUAGUUAUCCCAUUACUUGGUAAAUAUUUAUUAUUUACAAUUGUUAUUGUUAAUUUAUCGAUUAUAAUAACAAUCAUAACACUUAAUGUACAUUUUCGCCGCCAUUCAACAGCAAAUAUGUCACCAUUAAUUAGAAAACUUCUUUUAGUUUAUUUACCGAAAAUUUUAUUUAUGGAGCGACCACCUAUACCACCUAGAUAUGUAUAUGUUAAAUCCAAAUCCUCUGAAGAUAUUGAUAAUCAAUCAACAACAUUUCCAUGGAAAAAUGAUCAACGAAGACAUAUUGCUAGAAUAACAGCUGAUCAUAUUGCUUAUAUUGCAGAACAAAUUGAAAAUGCUCAAAAUGAAAAAGAAAUCGUCGAAGAAUGGCGUUUUAUUGCUUUAAUUUUUGAUCGUCUUUUUCUUGUAAUUUUUGUAUCUGUUAGUUUAAUUGGUACACUUGCAUCAUUAUUAAAAGCUCCGUCAUUAUAUAAGUCCAGAGCACCUAUCGAUCCAAUGUGUUAUUUAUAUUAUCCACCAAUAAAUGAUUCUCAAUGGAUGAAAAGAUGUGGUGCAGAUUAUUUCCAAAGUUUAUCAAAUGAACAAUUACUUUCAAACUUUCAAUUAUAA